Rotaria socialis is the source of this 5466-nucleotide messenger RNA. The record is from the annotation of a GenBank genome assembly. Lineage: Eukaryota; Metazoa; Rotifera; Eurotatoria; Philodinida; Philodinidae.
AUGCCUGAAAAGAAAGCAAAAGACGAACAUAUAGUAUAUAUCGAUAGUAAAGAUAUGUUUCUUAAACGUGCACUUGAAAAAUUAUUAAAUGAAAAAGAUAUUAAAAAAUCUCAACAUCAACAAUUAAAGCGAGCCUGUGAAACAGCUUUAAGUUCCAUAGCAAUUGAUGUUCAAACCUCUCAAACAAAUGAAUCAUCUAUUCUACCAUCAACUGAUCAGCAAUCACUUAAUGCUGAAAAGUAUUUCCUUCCAUUUGAAUUAGCUUGUGCAUCAAAUCAUCCUCGAAUGGUUGAUACUGCACUUGAUUGUCUUCAAAAACUGCUUUUACAUGGACAUUUGAUUGGAAGUGCUGCUGAUCCAAUUGAUCCAUCAAAAUUAUUAAUUGACCGCAUUGUAUCGACAAUAUGUAUGUGUUUUCGUGGUGUACAAACUGAAGAACAAGUUGAAUUACAAAUCAUAAAAGCACUUUUAACUAUUAUGACAUCUCAAGUAAUUGAAAUUCAUCAACGUAGUGUUUUACAAAUCGUAAAAACAUGCUUUAACAUCUAUUUAACAAGUCGUUCAAAAAUUAAUGAAGCAACAGCACAAGGAUCUUUAUCACAAAUGUUAAAUGGGAUUUUCUCAAAAAUGGAACAAAAAAUGGCUUUAUUAACUGAACGACGAAAACAAUAUCAAGAAGAAUCAACAACAUCCACUAAUAUUGAAAAUGAAAACGUACCAACGGUUGUCAAAGAAAUGCUUGAUGAAUUAGUGGAACAAAUAUGUUACGACGAAGCAACUCAAGGAAACGAAAAUGCGUUUUUAUCUACUAAUGAAAUUAUUGAAGAUACACACUCAACACCAGAUGAAUUUCAUAAUACAAUAUCCAGGAAUACUAUAGAUUCUCAAUCAACUGGGGAUCCAGUGUUUAUCAAGAACACGACAUCAAAUUCUUUGUCCGAUGAUGAAUUAUCAACUGAUAAUUGUUUUAAAAAUGCGUAUUAUGUCUUUCGUGCAUUAUGUAAAUUAUCCGAUCGAGAUAUUAAAGAUAAAACAAAUACUGAUCCAAAAACAAAUUUGGAUUUAAAAUCUCGAAUAUUUUCAUUACGUUUAAUAUUGCAAAUACUUCAAACAUCAGGUCCUAUAUUUCGUUCGUCGGAAGAUUUUCUUUAUGUUAUUAAAACAUAUUUAUGUGUAUCGUUAUCCCGCAAUGGUGUUUCAUCGAUAGCAGAAUUAUUUGAAAUGGCUUUAUUUAAUUUUGUUGAAUUAAUCGAUAAAUUUAAAUCAUAUUUAAAAAUACAAAUUGAAAAAACAUUUGCGUCGGAUUUCAAUGAUGUUUCAGUAAGAGGUUCAGUUGAGGUGAUGCUUGAAAUAGGUGUUAAGGGUAAUGGUAUUGUUGAAUUAGGACAAAUCGAAGGUGAUAGUUGUGUAUUAUUUCGUGAAAUAUUUCUAACCAUACUUGAAACAUCAACUAGUUCAUUUCGUCAUAAAUGGCUUGUUAUUCAAACAUUAGCUAAAAUUUCUGCAGAUGCUCAAAUUAUUGUUGAUUUAUUUAUUAAUUAUGAUUGCUCAUUGCGUUCAGUUAAUAUAUUUGAACGUCUUGUUAUUGUUCUAUCACGCGCAGCACAAGGACGACAAGCAGAGGAACUUGGUUGUAGCCCAACAGAAGAACAUAAUUUGAGAAUGAAAGGUCUCGAAUGUCUUGUAUCAAUUCUAAGAUGUAUGGUUGAAUGGAGUAAAGAUUUAUAUGUCAAUCCACAUCUACAAAGCAAUUUAGGACCCGAUUCGAAACCAUUGCAUGACAAUGGUUAUGAUCAAGACAGUGGUCGAUCAUCAUCAGGAUAUUUUGCUAAUGGCAUCCGUCGUGCAGAUUCUAGUGGCUCGAUAAAUUCAUCUCAUUCGAAUGGUGGUCUUUCAUCGGAGCCAUCUAAAAAUGUGCUCGACUUCGAGAUUGUUCGUCAACGAAAAGAAUUAUUAGAGAAAGGAAUUGAUUUAUUUAAUCAAAAUCCUAAAAAAGGCUUAGAAUAUUUAUCUGAAAAAAAUCUUCUCAAUAAUGAACCAGCAGAUAUAGCACAAUUUUUACAUUCAUAUCACGAUGUAUUAGAUAAAACAUUAAUUGGUGAUUGUUUGGGACAUGAAGACAAUCAUUAUAAACAAGUUAUGUAUGCAUAUGUGGAUCAAAUUGAUUUUACAAAAAUGGAAUUCUUAGUUGCACUACGAAAAUUUCUUUCCGGAUUUCGUUUACCUGGUGAAGCGCAAAAAAUUGAUAGAUUAAUGGAAAAAUUUGCAGCUAGAUUUUGUGAAUGUAAUGCACAUUUGGAAAUUUUUGCCAGUGCCGACACAGCUUAUGUUCUUGCCUAUUCGGUAAUAAUGUUAACAACAGAUUUACAUAGUAAAAACGUUAAGAAUAAAAUGACUAAAGAACAAUAUAUAAAAAUGAAUCGUGGUAUCAAUGAAAGUCGGGAUUUACCCGAAGAAUUUCUUUCGAAAAUCUAUGAUGAAAUUGAAAGUGAAGAAAUUAAGCUCAAAGUAACAACAUUAAGACGUGGUGCUAAUGCAGUUAAUGCAGGUGGAACUAAAGAAAAUGUGACCAGUGAUAAACAACGCGAACUUUUAUUUUAUAUGCAAAUGAAAGAUGUUGAAUGUGUGGCACGUGAUUUAAUGUCGAAUGCUGGAUCGAGUACUGAAGAAUUUGCUACUGCAAAACAUCUUGAACAUGUUCGACCAAUGUUUCAAAAAGCAUGGUCACCAUGUUUAGCAGCAUUUAGUGUUGGUUUACAAGAUAGUGAUCAUAUUGAUUUAGCUCAUCUAUGUUUAACUGGCAUUAAUUAUUCUAUUCGUAUUGCUUGUAUCUUUCAUAUGAAGCUUGAACUUAAUGCUUUUAUUCAAGCUUUAUCUCGUUUUACAUUGCUAAUGACAACAUCACAAGUGAUGGAAAUAAAGCCAAAAAAUGUUGAAUGUCUUAAAACAUUGAUAUUAGUUGCACAAACUGAUGGAAAUUAUCUUGAGGAAGCGUGGUAUGAUAUUUUAAAAUGUAUAAGUCAACUAGAAUUAGCACAAUUAUUUGGUAUCAAUGCUAGUAAAGGAAAAUUAAAUGUCUCAAAUCAUCAUUCAUAUCCAAAUUUACAAGCAAAUAAUUCAUACACAUUUAGCUCACCAUUUGACAAUCUUUUUUAUUCAGAAAAAGGUCAACUAUCUAAGCGUAUGCAAACAAUACAGGAUCAAAUACAUGAAACAAGUUCUCAAAAUAUUGUCGUUUCUGUAGAUCGUAUAUUUUCGGGUUCAGCUCGACUUGACGGUGAUGCUAUUGUGGCCUUUGUUCGUAGUUUAUGUCAUGUAUCAAUGGAUGAAUUACAUUCUAAUCCACCGCGAAUGUUUAGUUUAUUGAAAUUAGUUGAAAUUUCAUAUUAUAAUAUGGGUCGUAUUCGUCUUCAAUGGUCAAGAAUAUGGGAAUUCGUUGGUGAUCAUUUUAAUAAAGUCGCAUGUAAUCCAUUACAAGACGUUGCAUUUUUUGCCGUUGAUUCUUUACGACAGUUAACAAUGAAAUUUCUUGAGAAAGGCGAAUUUCCAAAUUUUCGUUUUCAAAAAGAAUUUCUUAAACCAUUUGAAGUGAUUAUGAAAAAGAAUUCGUCAUCAACUAUACGUGAUAUGGUUGUUCGUUGUGUCACACAUUUUGUUGAUUCUCAAGCAAAAAAUAUUCGAUCUGGCUGGAAAAAUAUUUUUAGCGUAUUUCAAAUGGCUGCUGCUGAUACAGAUCCACAAAUUGUUGAAUUAGCCUUUCAAACAUGUUCACAUAUUGUUGUUGUUGUAUUUGAUCGACAAUUUGCAUCAGUGCUGGAUAGUUUUCAAGAUGCUGUUAAAUGUUUAUCAGAAUUCGCAUGUAAUGCUUCGUUUCCUGACACAUCAAUGGAAGCAAUAAGGUUAAUUCGACAAUGUGCUAAAUAUGCAGCAGAAAAACCACAAUUUUUUCAUGAUCACGCUGCAGAAGAUUUGAUUAAUGUACCAGAAGAAGAUCGAGUUUGGGUCAAAGGAUGGUUUCCAGUUUUAUUUGAAUUAUCAUGCGUCAUUAAUCGAUGUAAACUUGAUGUGAGAACAAGAGCCUUGACUGUCAUGUUUGAAAUAAUGAAAACUUACGGUGAAACGUAUAGUCAAAAUUGGUGGGUAGAAUUAUUCAAUGUUGUUUUUCGUAUUUUUGAUAAUAUGAAAUUACCCGAUACACAAAUUGAAAAAAUUGAAUGGAUGACAACAACAUGCAAUCAUGCUCUAUAUGCGAUUGUUGACGUUUUUACACAAUUCUAUGAUGAAAUCCCUCCACGACUUAUUGAUAAUCUCUAUUGUCAAUUGAAAUGGUGUGUUAAUCAAGAUAAUGAAAUAUUAGCAAAAUCAGGAACAAACUGUUUUGAAAAUUUUGUUAUAACUUGUGGUCAACGUUUCACACCACAUAUAUGGGAAAGAACAUGCGCUUGUAUAUUAGAAAUAUUUCGUUCAACAUUACCAGAAAUUCUCAUGACAUGGCGACAUGAUGCAGAAUCUAGCGGAACAAUUGCAAUCAAUGACACAUCUUUACCCGAUCGUACUGAUAGUUCAUUUGAUUAUUCAAUUGUUGAAUCAGCGUCAAGUCAACAUAAUCGUAUGGUACAAGCUGGUAAUACCGCUAGUUUAAAUAGUAGUAUAUCGGACCAACAAGAAUUCAAUUUAAGUAAUCGAUUAUCACCUACGAAUAGUAUUGAACGAUCAAAAACUCAAUCUGAUUUUCAUAUUUUUCAAAUAUUAACGAUAAAAUGUAUCGUACAAUUAGAACUCAUACAAACCAUAGAUGAUAUUGUUUUUUAUCCUUCAACAAGUAAAAAGGAAGAUUUACAAAAUAUUGCAAUUGCACAAGCAUUAGCCAAUGUUCCAUCCGGUCAACAGGCUUUAACAUAUUUUGCAAAUUCUGACGAUUUUCGUGAUGAUCAUGGCAUGUAUAAUAACAUGGGCCUUGAUCAAUUGCUGCUUCUUGUUGAUUGUCUCAUUGAAUCGCAUAUGUUUGCUCGCGCUUUUAAUUCCAAUCACGAACAACGAAAUCUUUUAUGGAAAGCUGGGUAUCGAGGAAAAGCAAAACCAAAUUUAUUAACACAAGAAACUCAUAGUAUUGCAUGUGCAUUUCGAAUUCUUUUCCGAUUGUUUAGUGAUCCGAAAAGAAGUGAUUCAAUGGAUACACUUAAAAGAAGAAUACUCAAAUUGACUCAUGGUAGUUUGGAAUAUUAUGUAACAUUACAAUCUGAAAGUCAUCGUGACGCAUGGACAAGUGUACUCAUAUUAAUAUUUACAAAAUUUCUCAAACUUAAUGAAGAUCAAUUCAAGUAUUUUUCAGGUGAUAUAUAUUCAAUUGUAGCUGAAACAGUAGUAUUCGAUUUAAAAUCUGAACUACGUUAUAUAUUACGAGAAUUUUUACUUCGUGUUGGCAGUGUAUUUAAUGUGACCAGCGAAUUAAUUGGCUCGAACUAA